AGCCGCUCCCCACUUUUGCUGUUUCCAUUCCUUUGUUUCUUUUGUUUCGAGACACCUUGAAUGCUGUGUUGUUGUUUUGGAAAAACUAGAAAGUAGUAAACUAAUAUUAUUGUUUUCACGAAUAAACAAUAAUGAACACAGAAGAGGCAAAAUCCUCGCAUGCAAAUGAUGCAAAUGAGGAAGCGCCAACUGCUAGUUCUUCUUCCACUACUGAGACCUCCAAAACAAACAAUUUGUUGAGGAUUCAGCAGAGAAAGCAGCAAGUGUACAACUGGCCGAGAAAUAAGAAAAUAUUGAAGUUGGCAAUUUACUCGCACUGUCAAGCUGCUGAAUGCAAAUGCAAUGGUUGGAAAACUCCUCAAGCAAAGUCGCCACAGAACAAAGAUGAAACCGUGCAGCAGCUUGCCAAUUUCCAAGAUCCAUGCAGGAAUUGCAAACACACGCUCCAAUUUCAUGUUCAGCAUUUGGAGUCAAAGCAAGAUGACGACUUAAAUAAUUUAUUGGGCAUGGUGGUUGACGUGGAAAACAUUUUCAUGAGCAUGAACAAGGAGCUUGACUCUGAUACUAAAAGGGUUUACUUCUAUUUAUUCAAGCUCCUGAGGAAAAACAUUCUGACUAACAUGAAACCUAUAAUCGAGGGCCCAUUGGGACAACCACCUUUUGAAAAGCCGAGCAUUGCCAGAGGAGUGACAAAUUUUGUCUUCUACAAAUUUGGAUCACUCCCUUCAAAUGAGUGGCAGACAGUGUACGACAUGGCAAAGAUGUUUCUUCACUGUCUCAACCAUUGGAAUUUUGAAAGUCCUAGCUCCCAUCAGCACAAUCUGACUUGUGAUGAGCUCUCGACUUACAAGAUCAACUACACAAGAUGGCUUGUGUUCUGCCAUGUUCCUGCAUUUUGCGACUCGCUACCUCACUUUGACACAACCGAAGUGUUUGGACGAACAUUCAUGAAAGCCGUAUUCCAAACCGUGUGCCGACUUCUCAUGGAAAAGUGCAACAAUGAAAGGGACAAAAUGGCUCCUGACAAGAGAGUGGUUGUGCUAACUCACUUUCCAAGAUUUCUCACCGCCUUGGAGGAGGAGCUGAACAAUCCAACUUCGCCGAUUUGGGAUGCGGAUUUCAAGCCACAAGCCCCGCUCUAUUUGGCUACUCAGAUCGAAAACAUUGAAAAAGCAUCUGGAAACAAGCCUGAUGAGUUUGAAAAAUUGAAUCCAACCGGAAAAUCGGGUUUCACUACAAUCACAAUCCAAACAAGUGCAGGCAAAAGAAGAAUUUCUGAAAGCUCCGAACAACUGGAUGCCAAAAAGAAAAAAGUGAUUGAUGUGCCAGAGAAGGUAGUUUCUGAAGUGUUGGCAUCAAUCAACAACCCUGUGACAACCGGAGCAGAGGUAGAGUGUCAUUACUACAGAACCACUUCCUCACCAGCCACGUUGCAGGCUGUGUUUCCCGAGAAUGCGCCAAGAGAUGAGGCAGCGAAAAUCGAGGAACAAAAAGGGGUUAUCACGUUUGUUGUUGUUGGAAACUCGAUCACGCAGCCCGUCAAAAAGCAAACGAUCAUGUGGCUGAUUGGACUGCAAAAUGUCUUCUCCCAUCAGCUUCCCAGGAUGCCAAAGGAGUACAUCUCACGGCUGGUGUUUGAUCCGAAACACAAAACCCUCGCUCUUCUAAAGGAUGGUAGAGCGAUUGGAGGGAUUUGUUUCAGGAUGUUCCUGUCUCAAGGCUUCACUGAGAUUGUAUUCUGCGCGGUAACUUCCAACGAACAGGUGAAAGGCUAUGGCACUCACUUGAUGAACCACUUGAAAGACUACCACAUCAGACUAAACGUCUUGCACUUCCUCACUUUUGCUGAUGAAUUCGCUAUUGGCUACUUCAAGAAGCAGGGCUUCAGCAAAGAAAUUAAAAUGCCAAAGCCACAGUACAAUGGCUACAUCAAGGACUACGAAGGAGCCACGCUGAUGCACUGUCACUUGAACCCAAGAAUCGUGUACACAGAGUUUACAUCAGUCAUUCGGAAACAGAAGGAGAUUCUCAAGAAGUUGGUUGAGCAGAGGCAAGCUGAAUUCCAGAAAGUGAUGCCUGGAUUGAACUGCUUCAAGGAAGGUGUUAGGUCCAUUCCAAUUGAGAGUAUUCCCGGCAUCCAAGCGACUGGGUGCUUGCCUCUCUUGAAAAACAAAAUUAAGGCGCAUGCUGAUAGUGUGGAUCCAGAAGUUCUAGCCAUUCAGCUGAGAACCAUCAUCGGCCAGUUAAAAACACACCACGCGGCGUGGCCGUUUUUGCGACCUGUUGAUGGCAAUGAGGUCCCUGACUAUUAUGACCACAUCAAGUAUCCUAUGGACUUGAAGUCAAUGGAAGGGAAACUGAAGGUUGGCUACUACGUAAACAAGAGACUCUUCAUUGCAGAUAUGAAUAGGAUAUUUACAAACUGCCGCCUUUACAAUAGUCCUGACACCGAAUACUUUAAGUGUGCGAAUUUGCUAGAUAAAUUUUUCCAAGCAAGAAUGAGGGAGGUGGGUUUGAUGGAGAAGUGAGAAAUUUUUGAUUAUUUUUCACAAUUCAUUUAAUGAGUGCUAAAUGACUGAAUUUAAGAUGGCAUUAAACAUAAUAUGAUGCUCCCUUCACUGGAAGCAAUCACUUUUAUGUUGCGUGAUACAUUACUGUAUUUCAUUGCCGAUAUGAUUUUGUAAUAAAUGGAGAUGUAAAGCAAUAA
This is a messenger RNA of Cloeon dipterum, 2707 nucleotides long. RefSeq names its product Gcn5 acetyltransferase (gene Gcn5). The transcript is spliced from 14 exons. Gene Ontology annotation, molecular function: protein binding; histone H3 acetyltransferase activity. The record is from RefSeq and is a predicted model, not a curated record. The coding region runs from base 132 to 2528 and encodes 798 amino acids. Gene Ontology annotation, cellular component: nucleus; ATAC complex. Gene Ontology annotation, biological process: positive regulation of transcription by RNA polymerase II; chromatin remodeling. NCBI's taxonomy places the organism in Eukaryota, Metazoa, Arthropoda, Insecta, Ephemeroptera, Baetidae.